UGCCCUCCAUUUUUAAAGAAACGUAUAUUCAUUGUUAGAGCUGCCACUUGAGUAUCUCUGUUCAAUAUAACGGAUAAUCUGUGGCUUUUUUUUUUGAUACACACGCACAAGGACAAAAUGUUACAAUGUAGCAUAUAGAAUGCAACAAAAGUUGGGUGCCAUCGAUGGAACACUGGAUAGGCUACUUUGUAUCACUAGACCGGAUUGUACAUCACCAUUCAUCACUUUUGGGUUUAGGUUCACGAGCGAAUAUCGCACUGAAAUUCAAUUGGUCAACAACUAAUCGAUGCAGCAUUUGAACCAAUCACAUUUAACAACGAGCCCCAGAGCGCGUAUAAUUUUUGGGACAGUUAUAAAAUCGAGGCCAGAAAUCUCACAAUACCAGGCGGAGAGCCCUUUUCUCUCUCACCGCACGGAAAGCCACAACGCUUGGCCUCAUUGAAAAGAAAGAAAGAAAGGAAAUGCAGAGGGAUGUAAGAUGGCAGAGCUACAAAUGUUGCUAGAGGAAGAAAUUCCAGCCGGUAAACGAGCACUCGUGGAAAGCUACCAAAAUCUGUCGAGGGUUGCAGAAUACUGUGAAAACAAUUAUGUACAGGCCCAGGACAAGAGGAAAGCUCUGGAGGAGACUAAAGCCUACACCACCCAGUCUCUGGCGAGUGUUGCCUACCAGAUCAAUGCCUUAGCCAACAACGUGCUGCAGCUGCUGGACAUCCAGGCCUCGCAGCUGCGCCGGAUGGAGUCCUCCAUCAACCACAUCUCUCAGACAGUGGACAUCCACAAGGAGAAGGUGGCACGGCGAGAGAUCGGCAUCCUGACCACCAACAAGAACACGUCGCGCACGCACAAGAUCAUCGCCCCAGGCAACAUGGAGCGGCCAGUCCGGUACAUCAGGAAGCCCAUCGACUACACGCUGCUGGACGACGUGGGCCACGGUGUCAAACAACAUGGCAACAACCAGCCAGCUAGGGGGGGAGGAGGAGGAGGGGGGACAUUAUCGAGGACCAAUCCACCGACACAGAAACCCCCGAGCCCACCCAUGGCUGGUCGUGGAACUCUUGGGCGAAACACCCCAUAUAAGACCCUGGAGCCAGUCAAGCCUCCGACGGUGCCUAACGACUAUAUGACCAGCCCAGCACGACUAGGCAGCCAGCACAGCCCUGCACGCACUGCCUCCCUCAACCAGAGACCCAGAACACACAGUGGCAGCAGUGGGGGUAGUGGCGGGCGAGAGAACAGCGGUGGCAGCAGCAUAAGUGUUCCUCUGGCCGUGCCCACUCCCUCCCCUCCCAGCCUGGGACCAGCAGUCCCCCAGGGCCCAGGCCUGGGUCCCAUCCCCAUGUCCCAGUUUGGCACCAUCUCGAGGCAGGUCUCACGCCACAACUCCACCGCCACCUCAGCCUCCAUGGUGUCGGCCACAGGUACCUACCGCCGGGCACCCUCCGGCAGCUCCCAUUUCUCCAUGUCCCAGCAGCCCCACCUCAACGGGGGACCCGCAUACCCUCAGAACUUAGUGUCUGUGGCUCCUCCUCCCCCUCCUAUGGUCCAGCUGACUCCUCAGAUUCCUCUGACGGGCUUUGUGGCCAGAGUACAGGAGACCAUAACAGACAGCCCGGACCCCCUUCCACCGCCCCCUCCCGAGGACGUUGUCAUGUUUGAGGAGCCCUCGCCCCCUCCCCCGCCCCCACCAGUGGACUACCAGGGGGAUGAGGAGGCGGCCGUGGUGCACUACAAUGACCCUUAUGCUGACGAAGACCCCCACUGGGCCCCCAAGUCCUAUGUAGAGAAGGUGGUGGCCAUUUAUGACUACUCCAAGGACAAGGAGGACGAACUGUCCUUCAUGGAGGGCUCCAUCAUCUACAUCAUCAAGAAGAACGACGACGGCUGGUAUGAGGGCGUCUGUAACGGCGUCACUGGCCUCUUCCCCGGCAACUACGUAGAGUCCAUCAUGCACUAUGCAGACUAAGGGCGGCCAUUUUGACAGUGCAAAAACGCCAGGAUGUUACAAAGAAACGUGCUGAGUUUAGUAUUUGAAACGAUAAGGUAGCUUUUAGUAAGAUUUUGGCAUUUGUUUUGCACGGUCAAAUUGUCCUGAAAGCCCCCCAUCUCUUAUCCACACAGAAAAACGUCAAUCUUACUUUUACAGAAAAAAAAUAAGAAAGAAUAAACAAACAAACAAACAAACAUAAAGAAGUGCAUUGCGACAUGAGUGACCGAAUGUUUGUUUUUGUCAGUGUCCAAAUUUCAAUGUUACAAAACAAGCUAAAUAUUCAAUUUACUAUGCUACAUGUUGGAGGGAGGGGUGGGUUGGGGAGGUGGGCCAAGGGAUAGGGAAUAGGAGUUUUUAAUGCUAAAAGAUAUGAACAUUAAUUUGCUUAUUUCUGGUGAAGUUAUUUGGUUUUGUUUACAGUACCAGUCAAAAGUUUGGACACACCUACUCAUUCAAGGGUCUUACUAUUUUCUACAU
This is a messenger RNA of Oncorhynchus kisutch (coho salmon), 2464 nucleotides long. Its product is annotated as abl interactor 1-like. Gene Ontology annotation, biological process: neuron migration. The record is from RefSeq and is a predicted model, not a curated record. Gene Ontology annotation, cellular component: SCAR complex; lamellipodium; actin-based cell projection. Gene Ontology annotation, molecular function: SH3 domain binding; signaling adaptor activity. NCBI's taxonomy places the organism in Eukaryota, Metazoa, Chordata, Actinopteri, Salmoniformes, Salmonidae. The transcript has 10 exons. Bases 479 to 1963 code for a protein of 494 amino acids.